AUGACAAAGAAGACCGUCCCUCUGAGUCAAAUCUUCGAACAUGCCGUCAACGAACUGAACAGCGCACCUCAAAUCAAAAGUUUCGACACUCUUUCUAAGAUCGUCCAUGACAUCCCCCAAAGCGCAGCCCCUUUAAGAAACCAAAUUGUGACUAAGAUGAAAGCAUUUUAUAACAACUUCCUCCCAAGUUUGGAAAUGUAUUAUGUGUUGUGUUUAAUGGACCACAUCGUUAAGAGAGAAAACAACUUCCGACUUCAAAUGGUUAACCCUGAUCUGUUGGAGUGGUUCGAGUGCAUUGCAAACUUCGAAAAAUCAAAGAAGAAGAAAAGGAUUGACAUUGUCACGGACAAAAUGAUGCGUAUCGUGCAGACGUGGGGCGUACUCUUUCCAAAACAACUUUUCGACUACACAAAUAUGUACAUGAAAUAUAAGAAGAAAGGGGUGACCUUUGUCUUACCCGAGCCAACCGACUUUGAACUGUAUAUACACCCCGACAACGGGCUUGGAAAUUGUAUAGAAAAAAUCACAGAGGCUAUACUUAUGAUCGACGACGCGUUAGAUCAUAUUUAUGACACUCACCACAUCAAAUCUGCUAAAAUUAUAAUCCAACACGCUCAGAUGGUUAAAUCACAACUGGAACAAUAUUCCAAGAAUUUCAAACAGUCAAACGAAAUCGACGAACAGCAGAGUUUCCAAAUGAUCGAGUCGCUCUCCCUCAUCGAGUCCAAAAUCGCGAAACUUGAAGGCGCAAUUCAAAUCGUUAAUCCUGACAGCGAAAUCACAAAAACAGUUUCGAUGCUUCAAUGCGACAAAAUGGACCAAUCAACACAACCACAAGGAGUUAGAGUACACUCGCUUACAUCUUCCUCAAAAACUGAAUUCAAAGAUACAAACUCAAUCAACGACGAACUGGUCGGUUUGGUCGACUUGAAGCCAAAGCGCACGUCUAAGGUUUUCUCGUUUAUUGGAAGUGUCAGAAAGAGAAGAGCAACUGCGUGUGUCGUUGACAAAGACGGCUGA
Molecule: messenger RNA, 1020 nt
Organism: Entamoeba invadens IP1
Lineage: Eukaryota; Evosea; Mastigamoebida; Endamoebidae
Exons: 2
Coding region: 1-1020 (339 amino acids)
Molecular function (GO): phosphatidylinositol binding; ubiquitin binding
Source: RefSeq, a predicted model, not a curated record